UGUAAUCAACACAGCACAGCUGAUUAUGCGGACUGAAGUUAUAAAGGGAAUUACCACAUAUGGGAGAACGAUACUGUGUCAAAUCUCGAGUGUCGGAGAAACACCGCGUGGUUUUGUUCAUGCAAAGAUGGCGGGCUUGAUUCAUCAGUUGGGAAACAGCUCUCAGCAGGCCACUGUUCCUCCGCAGUCAGCGGCAGAAAGGGCUACUCGAUCUGUAUUUGUUGGAAAUAUUCCAUAUGAGGCCACAGAGGAACAAUUGAAGGAAAUCUUCACCCAGGCUGGGCCAGUUGUGAGCUUCAGACUAGUGUAUGAUAGGGAAACGGGCAAGCCUAAAGGUUAUGGCUUCUGUGAGUAUCAGGACAUCGAGACGGCCCAGAGUGCUAUGCGUAAUCUCAACAACUAUGACUUUAAUGGUCGCCCUCUCCGGGUGGGCGUGGCUGCAGGAGAACAGAACAAGGAAGACAUGAAGGCCAUGCAGCAAGCUUCGGGAGGACCUCCGGUAGAGAAUCCAUAUGGAGAGGAAGUAGAACCAGAGAAAGCCCCAGAAGCCAUCUCCAAAGCUGUGGCUAGUUUACCUCCAGAGCAGAUGUUUGAGUUAAUGAAACAGAUGAAGCUCUGCAUCCAGAACAAUCCAAAUGAAGCACGUAACAUGCUGCUACAAAACCCACAGCUGGCUUAUGCUUUGCUCCAGGCUCAAAUUGUCAUGAAAAUUGUGGAUCCACAGGUUGCUAUGGCUAUGUUACAUAGAGACAGAAGUCAGAUUCCUCCUCUGCUGCCCCCUGGUGGACAAGGGGAUCAACCCAUGCAGGUUGGAGGCCCCCAAGGAGGCCCCCAAGGACCCCCUCAAGGACCCUCAGGAUCUGGUCCUAGAGGUCCACAAAUGUCAGUUCCAAUGCCAGGUCAGCCACAGAUGGUCCCCCAGAUGCAACAAAUGAUGCAAGGUGGACCCCAAAUAAUGGCAGGUGGACCCCAGAUGAUGCAAGGUGGACCCAGUAUGCAAGGGGGACAACCCCAGAUGAUUCCUGGACAGCCACAAAUAAUUCAAGGGGGUCAACCGCAAGUCAUUCAAGGGGGACAACCUCAGAUGAUGCCAGGUGGUCCCCCCAUGCAGGGGAAUAUGGGAAUUAGGAACAUGAUGGGAGAUAGGCAGGAACCGCCAAUGGGAGGCCCAGGAAGACCUAUGGGUCCAGGUGAUAUGGGCCCCCGCGACAUGGGACCAAGGGACAUGGGUCCCCGAGAUAUGGGACCAAGGGGUCAGUUCCAGGAGCCUAUGAGGGGUCCUCGUCCAGAAGUGAGGGACCCCCGCACUGUGAUGGGAGAGUCCCGGAACAUGGCCCCACGCGUCAGCCAACAAGGGGCAGGAUUACGAUUACCGACUGGCAUGUCACAAAUCCCAACCUCAGUUCCAUCGGGAACUUCAAUAUCUACUCAAGACCAAGAAAAGGCUGCAUUGAUUAUGCAGGUGUUACAGCUGACAGACCAGCAGAUAGCUAUGUUACCUCCAGAACAGAGACAGAGCAUCCUGAUCCUCAAAGACCAGAUAGCCAAGAGCCAACCAUAA
This is a messenger RNA of Liolophura sinensis, 1561 nucleotides long. Its product is annotated as cleavage stimulation factor subunit 2-like. Gene Ontology annotation, molecular function: mRNA binding. Gene Ontology annotation, biological process: mRNA 3'-end processing. Gene Ontology annotation, cellular component: mRNA cleavage and polyadenylation specificity factor complex. NCBI's taxonomy places the organism in Eukaryota, Metazoa, Mollusca, Polyplacophora, Chitonida, Chitonidae. The record is from RefSeq and is a predicted model, not a curated record.